Colletotrichum spaethianum is the source of this 1449-nucleotide messenger RNA. Its product is annotated as 1,3-beta-glucanosyltransferase gel2. The transcript is spliced from 2 exons. Gene Ontology annotation, cellular component: fungal-type cell wall; cytoplasm. The coding region runs from base 1 to 1449 and encodes 482 amino acids. NCBI's taxonomy places the organism in Eukaryota, Fungi, Ascomycota, Sordariomycetes, Glomerellales, Glomerellaceae. Gene Ontology annotation, biological process: fungal-type cell wall (1->3)-beta-D-glucan biosynthetic process. Gene Ontology annotation, molecular function: 1,3-beta-glucanosyltransferase activity. The record is from RefSeq and is a predicted model, not a curated record.
AUGCUCGUCCAAACUGCUCUCGUCGCAUUGAGUGCGACCCUGGCCGCGGCCGUUAAGCCCCUUACGGUCCAGGGCAACUCUUUCAUCAACGAGGCUGGUGAAAAGUUCCAGAUCGUGGGUGUCGACUACCAGAUUGGCGGAAGCGCUGGUUACGACCCUGCCCACAACCGCGACCCCCUGAGCGACGGUGAUGUCUGCUUGCGCGAUGCUGCUCUGCUGCAACGCCUUGGCGCCAACGCCAUCCGCGUCUACAACCUCGACCCCAACCUGAACCACGAUGCGUGCGCCUCCAUCUUUAACGCCGCUGGCAUGUACAUGAUCCUCGACGUCAACUCUCCCCUGGUCGGCGAGAGCAUCACCAGUUUUGAGCCCUGGACUAGUUACUACGCUGCCUACCUGAACCGCACCUUUGCCAUUGUCGAGGCCUUCAAGAGCUACCCCAACACUCUGGCCUUUUUCUCUGGCAACGAGGUCAUGAACAACGUUGAGACGGCUCAAUACGUUCCCCAGUACCUGCGCGCCGUCACCCGCGACUUGAAGAACUACGUCUCCAAGCACGCCGACCGCGCCAUUCCCGUUGGUUACUCGGCCGCCGACGUCCGUGAAAUCCUCGUCGACUCCUGGAACUACCUGCAGUGUGCCGAGAAUGGCGAUGCGAAGGACCCUAGCCGUAUCGACCUCUUCGGCCUCAACUCUUACUCAUGGUGCGGCGACUCCAACUUCAAGAAGUCCACCUACGACCAGCUCGUCGCAGACCUGAACGAGACAUCCGUCCCCGUUUUCUUCUCCGAAUAUGGCUGCAACCAGGUUACCCCUCGUGUCUUUACCGAGGUCGGCGCCAUUUAUGGUCCCGACAUGAAGAACGUCUUCUCCGGCGGUCUUGUCUACGAGUACAGUCAGGAGGACAACAACUUCGGUCUCGUCAAGGUCAACGCCGACAAGUCCGUCAAUCUGCUGAUCGACUACACCAACCUCGCCACCCAGUACAACAAGGUUGACUUCAAGUCUCUCCAGGCCGAGAAGGCGGCUACCAACUACCCUGCGCCUCCCAAGUGUGAUUCGUCUCUGAUCAAGGAGAAGGGCUUUAACAACAACUUCACCCUGCCGGCCGUUCCCCCCGGAGGUCAGGAUAUGAUCGACAACGGCAUCAAGAACAAGCCUUCCGGCAAGAUCAUUUCCAUUUCCGACUGGACUGUCAAGCACAAGGUCUACGACGUUGACGGCAAGACGGAGAUCACUGGCCUCGCCGUCUCGCCUCUUGCUGACUCCGACUCCAACACCCCCGGCACUAACACCGGCGGCUCCACUGUUCCUGCUACUUCCUCCCCCACCGGUACUAGCACUUCCUCCUCCUCCUCCACUCCUACGGCGAGCAACAACCCCGCUGUCCCGCUGCGCCCUGAGGUCGCCGCCAUGGCCGCACCUCUGCUUGCCCUCCUUUUCUUGUAA